AUGAGGGGAAGGGACCCUGGGGAAAAAGAAGGCACUCCUGGAACGAGAGAAGGCACUCCUGGGAUGAGAGAAGGCACUCCUGGGAUGAGGGGAAGGCCUCCCGGACGAGAAAGGGGACUCCUGGCACAGAGAAGGCACUCCCGGGAUAAGAAAUCCCCUCCUGGCACGAGAGGGGCACUCCCGGCACGAGAGAAGGGCCCCCUGGGACGAGGAAGGGACUCCUGGCACGAAAAAAGGGCCCCCUUGGGAGAGAGAAGCCUCCUGGGACGAAAGAAGGGACUCCUGGCAUGGAGAAGGCCCCUCCUGGCUGAGAGAAGGCCCUCCUGGCAUGAAGAAGCACCUGGCACGAAAAAGGCACUCCCCGGCAUAGAGAAGGCACUCCCGGCUAAGAGAAAGGGACCCCCUGGCACGAGAAAGGCACUUGGCACGAGAGAAGGCACUCCUGGGAUGAGAGAAGGCACUCCUGGCCAAGAAGGGCCCCCUUUCACGAAGGGAAGGGAUUCCUGGCACAAGAAAGGCACUCCUGGCACGAAGGGAAAGGGACUCCUGGCCAGAGAAGGGACUCCUGGAAAAGGGGAAAGGGACCCCCUGGGUGAGGGGAAAGGGACUCCUGGCAUGAACAAAGGGACUCCCCGGAAAGAGAAGGACUCCUGGCCCUGA
Penaeus monodon (black tiger shrimp) is the source of this 660-nucleotide messenger RNA. RefSeq names its product collagen alpha-1(XXII) chain-like. Lineage: Eukaryota; Metazoa; Arthropoda; Malacostraca; Decapoda; Penaeidae. The transcript has a single exon. The record is from RefSeq and is a predicted model, not a curated record. The coding region runs from base 1 to 660 and encodes 219 amino acids.